GGGAAAUCUAGGAGGCUAUGAUCGUACACGUUUAUUAGUAGUGACGUCACAGAUCACCGUGACGUUUUUAAGCCAGGCACAAGCCGUGUGGCCAGCCGCUCGGUCCGAUGGGCAGCGGGUCCGAGUGAGUCUGUGCGUAGAUGUUCUCUGGUCGGUGAAAUUUGUCCGUAGUGAGUGUGAUUGUGGCGUCGCAGUGGUUUCGUAAUGGCAAGCAAGUCGGAGCGGGAGAGACAGAAGCACAUACAGGACAAGUGUCAGGCCAUAUUGGGCCAACUUCUUCGGGAAGAGGACAACAAAUACUGCGUUGACUGCGACGCUAAAGGUCCACGAUGGGCAUCUUGGAACCUGGGUAUGUUCCUUUGUAUCCGUUGUGCGGGUAUACAUCGCAACCUUGGUGUCCACAUAUCGCGGGUCAAGUCUGUCAACCUGGACACCUGGACUCCUGAGCAAGUGGCUUGCCUUCAGCAAAUGGGCAACAGCAAGGGAAGAGCAGUGUAUGAAGCUAACCUACCGGACAACUUUAGGCGUCCUCAGACAGACUCGUCCUUGGAGGCCUUUAUCCGUUCAAAGUACGAGCAGAAGAAGUACAUAGCCAAAGAGUGGGUGCCACCUCCCAUGCCACCUCCUGCU
Messenger RNA from Rhipicephalus microplus (southern cattle tick), 630 nucleotides. Its product is annotated as stromal membrane-associated protein 1. The record is from RefSeq and is a predicted model, not a curated record. Lineage: Eukaryota; Metazoa; Arthropoda; Arachnida; Ixodida; Ixodidae. Gene Ontology annotation, molecular function: metal ion binding; GTPase activator activity. Gene Ontology annotation, cellular component: cytoplasm.